Molecule: messenger RNA, 744 nt
Organism: Nannospalax galili (Upper Galilee mountains blind mole rat)
Lineage: Eukaryota; Metazoa; Chordata; Mammalia; Rodentia; Spalacidae
Gene: Spmip2
Product: chromosome unknown C4orf45 homolog
Exons: 5
Coding region: 1-744 (247 amino acids)
Source: RefSeq, a predicted model, not a curated record
AUGGAGAUGGGAGGUCCAGACUACAUAAAGGACCACUUGCCAAAAGUUCACCAGCAUAUCGCCUAUAUAGGAGAAAAGUGUCCAGCAUUAGAGAAAACUGGAGACCUCAGAUAUCUAUGGAGGCCUGCCUCAAAUAGAAGCAUGCUAGCAAAGUAUAAACACGAGUAUGUUGGUGGCAUUGGUUGGGGAAUACCAGAGUAUAAUUUCAUCAACAAAUCAAGACUGGAGAGUGGCUUUCAAAUCAAGCAUGGCGAACUAAGUAUUUUUGCUAUUGAUGAAUUAACCCACCGUUAUCAAAACCCAUGGCAACCAAAGCCUUCUGUCCUGGACAAGCAAGGAGGGUACAGUCGUGGCUUUCUUGCCUGGAACAUGAGUGAUUACGAGGACACUCAGCAGAGAAACUCCAAAUGGGCUAUUCUUGUUAAGCAGAGUAAGUCACCAAGCACUGCCCUGUCAUCACGGCUGCCCAAGGUGCCAAGGAAGGAAGAGAAGUUGGGCAUAGAGGAGGGUGAGAUCCCUUUCUUGACUCUUCGGCUGCGAGAGAAUGAAGCCACCAGCGGUCCAGGCCGUGAGUGGGCGUGUCUCAACAGAAGUCCAUGGGAUUGUUUUUGCUUUCGGAAGGAGGUUGAAUUAAGACAAAGAAAAGGUGAACAUUCCUUACCUCAGGAGGUUUAUGAAACAGCAGCUGUGUUCCUGUGUGCCUUGCAGCAGCAGGAGAAGCUGGGCUCUGCCAGUCCCGAGUGA